AUGGAGUUUUUGGAGAAGAGGGAGGAGGAAGCCGAGUACAGUGAGCUGGAUGCGUCCUCCACUGUGUGCUGCGAAAACGAGGACUCCCCCAAGGUGGAGGAGGAGGAGGAGGGAGAUACGGCGAUGGUGGAGCAGGGGAAGACGAAGAGUUUGAAGGGCGAUCUGAAGGUGGCCCUGAAGAAGCCGGACAAGAUCCUCCCCUGCCCACGCUGCAACAGCUCCAACACCAAGUUCUGCUACUACAACAACUACAACGUCAACCAGCCGAGGCAUUUCUGCAAGAACUGCCAGAGGUACUGGACGGCCGGCGGGACGAUGAGGAACGUCCCCGUCGGCGCCGGCCGGAGGAAGAACAAGAGCACCGGCCUCCACUCCCGCCACAGCGGCGCCCCCAAGCCCGCCGUGGCCGUGGCCAGGCCGGCGCGGAGCGGCGACAACGCCGGCGAGCCCUCCUGCGCAUCGUCGUCUCUCACGGCCUCGACUGGAUUGGAGGGCGAGCUCCCCUACGGCGAGGAGCAGGCGGCGGCCGUUCUCCACGGCGCCGACGCCGGUCUCCCGCCGCCGCCGCCCGUCCACUGCUACCCGUGGCCGGUGGGCUGGAACGGGGCUUCCGCCGCAGCCGCCGCCGCCGCCGCGGUCCCCUUCCCUCUGCUUCCGACCUUCUUCUGGAGCUGCAUGUCCGCGUGGCCGGCCAGCCCGGCGUGGGCCGCCGCUCCAUGGGCCGGACCCGCCUCGCCGGCGGCGGUGGCGCCGUCCUCCGCCUGCGCCGCCGCGGGGAAGGUGGCAGAGACCUCCUCCAUCUGGGUGCCGAAGACACUGAGGAUCGACGACCCCGACGAGGCCGCCAAGAGCUCCAUCUGGGCGACCCUCGGCAUCAACCCCGACCCCAAGAUCCGCAGCGGCGGCAUCUUUAGAGGCUUCGAUCCCAAAUCCGCCGCCGCCACCGGCAUCGCCGCCGGAGACCGCCGCCCUCUGGAAGGGCUCCAGGUCCCUCACGUCAACCCAGCCGCCCUCUCUCGCUCGCAGGCCUUCAAGGAGAGCACCUAA
Molecule: messenger RNA, 1047 nt
Organism: Spirodela intermedia
Lineage: Eukaryota; Viridiplantae; Streptophyta; Magnoliopsida; Alismatales; Araceae
Source: the annotation of a GenBank genome assembly